CUGACCAGAGAAAGAAACAAUCGGAGAAGAAGAAGAUGACUGACCGAGUCUUCCCAGCUUCCAAACCACCAACCGCCACUAAUGGAGCUCCACCAGGUGGUUCCAUACCACCUCCGCCAGCUCCGGCGGCAGUAACCAGCAACGGAACAGCCAACGGAAUGGCUAAUCAGAAACCUCAAGUCUAUAUUCCGGCUAACCGUCCGAUUUACCGUCCACAGCCUUACAGUCGCCGUCAUCAUCACCAAUCUCGACCAAGCUGCCGACGAAUUUGCUGCUGUUGUUGUUUCUGGUCGAUUCUGAUAAUUCUGAUCUUAGCUCUCAUGACAGCAAUCGCCGCCACCGCGAUGUACGUGAUCUACCACCCUCGUCCGCCGUCGUUCUCCGUCCCGUCGCUACGAAUCAGCCGCGUAAAUCUAACGACCGCCUCUGAUUCCUCCGUCUCUCAUCUCUCUUCCUUCUUCAACUUCACUUUACUCUCAGAGAAUCCAAAUCAACACCUCUCUUUCUCUUACGAUCCUUUCACCGUCACCGUUAAAUCAGCCAAAUCCGGUACGAUGCUCGGUAACGGAACUGUUCCUGCUUUCUUCAGUGAUAACGGUAACAAGACGUCGUUUCACGGCGUGAUCGCUACGUCUACAACGGCGCGUGAGUUAGAUCCGGAUGAGGCUAAGCAUCUGAAAACAGAUCUGACGCGCGCGCGUGUGGUAUUUGAGAUCCAGAUGAGAACUAAAGUGAAGAUGAUAAUGGGGAAGCUGAAGAGUGAAGGAGUAGAGAUCAAAGUGACAUGUGAAGGAUUUGAAGGAACUAUACCAAAAGAACUAUCUAUGGCGGAGAAGCUCGAGCCGGUGAAGGUUUUGUACUGCGGAGUUUGCUCUCUUCCAGCGGAAUACUGCGAAUUCGGUCCCGAUUUCGCUAGAUGUAAACCCUGGCUCGUCGAAAACGCCCCGGAUCUCUAUCCUGAUCUCCUCAAAGAAGCUAAUGAGAAGGCAGCAGAUAAUGUUUCUGACAAACUCCAGUCAGUGGGAAUCUCUUCAGGUGGUGCUGAUGGGGCACCAUCUUCAGCUCAGACUGCAGGGACAUCCAAGAAGGAGGAAGUGAAGCGCCUACCUGGGGGAAAAGUUAAAAAGAAAGAUCGACAGGAAGUUAUUAUUGAAAAGGUUGUACGCAACAAGCGCAAGUGUAUCACCAUUGUGAAAGGACUAGAACUGUUUGGGAUAAAACUCAGUGACGCCUCUAAAAAGCUUGGGAAGAAGUUUGCCACUGGAGCAUCAGUUGUCAAGGGACCAACUGAAAAGGAGCAAAUUGAUGUUCAAGGAGAUAUAAUCUAUGAUAUCGUUGAAUUCAUUACAGACACUUGGCCCGACGUACCUGAAAGAUCCAUUUUCUUCAUCGAAGAUGGUAAGAAGGUUCAGGCUGGUUGAUGAUCACCUUUGUCGUCGGUUUUUGGCAUGGCGGGUUCAUGUAGACGAGCUAGUUCCUGAGUUAUCCUAUGUGUUUGGAGGAAAUCGCAUCAUGAUAAUAACUUUCAACAUAACGU
Arabidopsis arenosa is the source of this 1537-nucleotide messenger RNA. Lineage: Eukaryota; Viridiplantae; Streptophyta; Magnoliopsida; Brassicales; Brassicaceae. The record is from the annotation of a GenBank genome assembly.